Ochotona curzoniae (black-lipped pika) is the source of this 1761-nucleotide messenger RNA. RefSeq names its product EPS8 like 3 (gene EPS8L3). The coding region runs from base 1 to 1761 and encodes 586 amino acids. Gene Ontology annotation, cellular component: plasma membrane; ruffle membrane; vesicle. Lineage: Eukaryota; Metazoa; Chordata; Mammalia; Lagomorpha; Ochotonidae. The record is from RefSeq and is a predicted model, not a curated record. Gene Ontology annotation, biological process: regulation of Rho protein signal transduction; positive regulation of ruffle assembly; Rho protein signal transduction. Gene Ontology annotation, molecular function: actin binding. The transcript is spliced from 18 exons.
AUGUCCCGGCCCAGCAGCAGAACCAUCUAUGAGCACCGGAAGCAGUACUCAAACAGCCUGACCUCGGAGCCCACCCUGGUGCAGCACAGGGUGGAGCACCUGAUGACAUGUAAGCUGGGCACGCAAAGAGUUCAGAAGCCCAAGGAUGCCCUGCAGAAACUGCAGGCGAUGGACGCGCAGGGCCGGGUGUGGAGCCAAGAUUUGAUCCUGCAGAUUCGAGAUGGCUGGCUCCAGCUGCUGGACAUCGAGACCAAGGAGGAGCUGGACUCUUACCGCCUGGACAGCAUCAAGGACAUAGACGUGGUGCUCAACUCCUGCUCCUACAAUUCCAUCCUGUCCAUCACUGUGCAGGAUCUGGGCUUACGGGGCAGCUGCACCCUGCUCUUCCAGUGCCAGGAAGUGGGGGCUGAGCAGAUGAAGAUCAGUGUGCAGAAUGCCAUGGAUGAGGAGCUACGGCAAAGACCCCGUUUUGAAAGCCUUCCCCAAGGCCAGGACAGGUGGAGGGUGUCCUCUCUGCAGAGGCCCCUCCCUGUGCAGCAGCCACCCCCUCUGGAGCGGGGACCACUUCCAGAACAGCCCCGCCAAAUGAUGCCAGAGUACAGCAGGUCCCCAUCCCCUGAGCCCCUGUCCCGGCGACCCAGUGUCCGAGAGCUUAGUACCUUCCCUCUGUCUCCUCCAAGGCGCUCCCCAUCCCCUGAGGAUCCAGAGAGAGAUGAGGAGGUGCUGAAUCAUGUCCUCAACGACAUCGAGCUGUUCCUGGGGAAGGUGAAUGAGGCCAAGGCCAGGAGUGACCGUAAGAAGAAGAAGAAGAAGCUUGGGAAGAAGAAAAACAACAAGGAUGAGGCGGAAUUGACAGAGGCACAGUACAUCGACUGCUUCCAGAAGAUCAAGUUCAGUUUCAACCUGCUGGCGAAGCUGGCUCUGGAGUUGCAGGAGACAAGUGCCCCCGACUUCGUGCACAUCCUCUUCCGUGCUCUGCAAACCAUUCUGUCCUGGUGCCCUGAGGCUGGCCUCGCGGCUCAAGUGACCUCACCUCUCCUCACCCCCAAAGCCAUCAACCUGCUGCAGUCAUGCCUGAGCCCACCUGAGAGCAAUCUCUGGAAGGAGCUGGGCCCAGCUUGGAGCACCAGCCGGGCUGACUGGAUAGGCAAGGAGCCAGAGCCCUACCGACCCACGUUCUCAGAUGGCUGGCAGCUUCCAGAACCCUCCUUCCAGGAACACUUUGAACGCCGGGACUCUGUCAUCCCACGCCCUGGGUUAGAGGGCAGCUCAUACUUUGCUCCAGAGGACACACCCAGCUUCCAGUCCCCCAGCCCCUCACCUGCCAAGCCCACCAUGAAAAUGAAAGUCCUGUAUGAGUUUGAAGCCAGGAAUCAACAGGAGCUGACUGUGGUCCAGGGGGAAGUGCUGGAGGUUCUGGACCACAGCAAGCGGUGGUGGCUGGUGAAGAAUGAGGCAGAAAGGACGGGCUACGUCCCCAGCAACAUCCUGGAGCCCCUGCAGUCGGGGGCCUCCAGGGACUGGAACCAGUCACCCCCUCAGGCAACAAUGCUUCGACUCAGCUCAAGGCCAGAUGAGGUCAGAACUUGGCUGCAGGCAGAGAACUUCUCCACCAUCACGGUGAGGAACCUUGGUUCGCUGACAGGAGGCCAGCUGCUCCGCCUGCGGCAAGGGGAACUACAGCUGCUAUGUCCACAGGAAGCUCCGAGAGUCCAGGCCCGGCUGGAGGCGGUCAGAAGAACGCUGGGGAUAACUCCUUAG